Nestor notabilis (Kea) is the source of this 722-nucleotide messenger RNA. RefSeq names its product peroxisomal membrane protein 4, 24kDa (gene PXMP4). Gene Ontology annotation, cellular component: peroxisomal membrane. The record is from RefSeq and is a predicted model, not a curated record. NCBI's taxonomy places the organism in Eukaryota, Metazoa, Chordata, Aves, Psittaciformes, Psittacidae. The coding region runs from base 31 to 516 and encodes 161 amino acids. The transcript has 3 exons.
GCAAAAGUUCGUGCCCCACAUGCCCUGGUGAUGACUUUCCUAUUCAAGAGCGGAAGUUUAAGAGAGAAAUUGAAGGCGAUUGCUCAGGCUACGUACACUCAUUCCCGGAACUUGGCCUAUUUUGUGUUCACCUACAAGGGGCUGAUGGCGCUGCAGGCCCGACUGCAGGGGAAGAAAAUCCCAUUUCAUUCUUUCUUUGCAGCCUGCAUUGGGGGUUGGCUGGUGUUUGGUGACAACAACCCCAUCAACAGCCAGAUCAUCAUGUACCUGCUGUCCCGGAUCCUGUUCGGCCUGUCUCGGCUGGCAGUGGAUAAGGGCUACAUCCCACAGCCAAAGCAGGAUCCCUUUCCUCUUGUUGCUGCUCUGAUCUGGGGGACAGUUCUGUGGCUCUUCGAGUACCACCGGCACACGCUGCAGCCCUCCCUGCAGUCCUCCAUGACCUACCUGUACGACGACAGCAACACGUGGCACGACAUCUCCGACUUCCUCAUUUAUAACAAAAGGACAGACAAGUAGGUGGGUCGUUGUAAAACACCUCUGAAUGGGAUGGCACCUUCUGGCAGCUAUCGGAAAAGGUUCUUCUGUUGCUCCUGACUGGUGAUUUAGUUAAAUUAACAGCUAUCAAGUAGAGUUGCCUCCUGUGUCCUGGUCAAAGUGUUCUGAUCAGUCUUCUCUUGGCCCUGUUUAACACAAGUAAAUACCCCACAGAAACUUGUUGCAGU